CUCUCCUACGACGGGCUCAACGAGCGCGUGCGGGUGCUGGACGAGCGCAAGGCGCUGAUCCCCUGCAAGAGAUUAUUUGAAUAUAUUUUGCUGUAUAAGGAUGGAGUGAUGUUUCAGAUUGAACAAGCCACGAAGCAGUGCUCCAAGAUCACCCUGACGGAGCCCUGGGACCCUCUAGACAUCCCUCAAAACGCCACGUUUGAGGACCAGUACUCCAUAGGGGGGCCCCAGGAGCAGAUCACUGUCCAAGAGUGGUCUGACAGAAAGUCAGCUAGAUCGUAUGAAACCUGGAUCGGCAUUUAUACCAUCAAGGAUUGUUAUCCUGUCCAGGAAACCUUCACCAAAAAUUACAGUGUGAUAUUGUCCACACGGUUUUUCGACAUACAGCUGGGCAUUAAAGACCCCUCGGUGUUCAUCCCGCCGAGCACCUGCCAGGCGGCCCAGCCGGAGAGGAUGAGCGAGGACUGCUCCUGGUAAGCCUGUGAGUGCCGAAGCCGGGCAUCGGAUGUCAUCCCCACCUCAAAAGGGAUUCGAGGCUUUUCAGAGGCAAGAACCUUCCCUGGAGAGAAAUGUCCAAAUUGUAGGAAGAUAAACACCGAUCUGGGGUUCUUUGUAUAUAUGAGUUUUGACUCCUCAAGCUAUGUUUACAAAAGGGCAGAGCAUUUGUUCAGCCUGUGUCUUCCGCGCGUGCAGGUGGAUCUGGGUGCAGGGGCAGAUGUGGGCGAGGGGUGGCAGGAGCGGCUUGCCUUGGCAGGGAGGAGGGUUUCGUUACUGACGUGACUGAGAAUUGCUGGGUUGCUGCCACGUGGUGAUAAUAACAUGCAGAACGGUUUUGGUCCGUUUUAUGAUAAAGUUUUACGUUCUCUACAGAUGAUGGCCCCAAUGUUGCCUGCACCAGGGGGGCGAAGGCUCCCUUGGCCACUGACAGAUUCCUUAAAAUCCCUUCCAGACUUAAGAGCUUUAUGGCAUGACCGGGUUGAUGGAAAUUUUGGGAGGAAAUGAAAGGCUCCAAUACAAAGUAAUUAUUCCUCAAAGAGACAUUUUAAACAAGAGGGUUUGGACAGCUUAAUGUCUCUACCUGGGUAAGCAUAAGCCGUGUAUGUGUCCUUUUCUCUAUGCAAGACUAUUGCUGUAUGUGCUGAAUCAUCACAUAUUUGUCAGGAGACCUAGAAAGACAGAUAGUAUUCUAAAAAUAGCAUUGCACUGGGAGUCAGGAGACUAUUGUCUUCAGUAUCCAGGACUAGAAUUCCUCUGUACUUGAACGCCUUUGAUGAACUAAAUGCACUAUGCUUUCCCUCACCCAAGCCUUCCUGGGGCAGUUUUGCAACCUCUUUGUCUAUGUGACUUCUGCUCAUCUUUCCCAGGUCAGCUCACACUUGAGCUGACCCCAGAGAGCUGCUCCCAGGCCCGGCUUGGGUGCACUCUGUAGCUUGAGCAUGCAGUUCUCACCACACUUAUUAGGCUGUGUGCUAAUUUCCUGCUUACUGGACACUGUUGCCCACGAGCCUGGCUAUGAGCAACUUGAGUAUGGGUACCAUGCUCUGUUUACUUCUAUAUGCCCAGCGCCAAGUAAGUGCCUGGCACAUGCUCAGUGCCCUAAACAUUUGUAGGGGGGAGAAUGCCAGUCUCUCCGGUCAUUAGUUGCCUCAUGUGUUCAAGGGUUGGGUUUGCUGACCUCUAGGGAGACUCUUAGUAAUAAAAUUUAUUAUUCUAGAUUCUUCUACUGUUAUGUUUAAUCUGGCUAUUAUCUAUUACUAGGAGAAAUGUAUGACAUCUCUAUCAUGCGGAAAACAAUCUGUAUGACUCACAGUUUAUUUCAAUAAACAUGUUUAAUUGCA
Molecule: messenger RNA, 1838 nt
Organism: Leptonychotes weddellii (Weddell seal)
Lineage: Eukaryota; Metazoa; Chordata; Mammalia; Carnivora; Phocidae
Source: RefSeq, a predicted model, not a curated record